AUGGACCAGGACCUCAUCAUUAACACCUCCCCCAAGAAACCCAGAGAACCCCCCAAGACCCUCUUAAUCCCCACCAACGACCGCCCUAGCGGCCCCGGGGGCUUCAUUCAGCUCUAUGGGAUCAGGGCCGGGUCCCUGCUGUGGGAGCAGGAGCUGCAGGCUCACAUGGGCUACGGGGCAGCACGGCCGUUCUUCCACACCUUCAGCUGCCAGGAGGGCCAGGCUGGGCUGAACUUCGCGGACGAGGCCGAGGCGGCCAUCUUUGAGGAGAGGGUGCAGGAGAGACUGCGGCGACGGCAGCAGCGAGUGGAGACCCGGCAGCUCCCACCCCCGCCGCCUCCUGGAGAUGAGCGUCGUGGGAGCCUUCCACGGCCCCCCCCGGCCCCUGUGGACAGCAGCGCCCCAUCGCUGCCGGCCGUGCCCAUCGCCAACCCUGACAUCACAGCAUCCCGCUACCGAGGGCUGCCCAGCCCCACGGCAGGAAGCCCCACAGCGGGCAGCGAGCGCAAGAAAGGCCGCAAGAAAAUCUCCAAGGCCGAUAUUGGGGCUCCUUCGGGCUUCAAGCACGUCGGCCACAUCGGCUGGGACCCCGACAAUGGCUUUGAUAUGGCGGCGCUGGACCCCGACCUGCGGGCGCUGUUUGCUCGCGCUGGGAUCAGCGAAGCGCAGCUGGCGGAUGCUGAGACCUCCCGGCUCAUCUACGACUUCAUCGAGGGGCAGGGGGGGCUGCAGGCCGUCAAGGAGGAGAUGAGGCGCCAGGCCCCCCAGGGCAGGGGGGGCACCCCGCCCCCUCCGCCUCCUCCGUCCGGACCCCCGCGGUCUCGCACUGGGCCGCUGCCCCCCCCCCCACCAUCCGGGGGUCCUCCGCCCCCUCCACGUGGGGGGCCCGGCCCGGCUCCCACCCCUCGGCCCGUGGCUCCGCCCCCUCCUCGAGGCUCCGCCCCCAGCUCCGUGGCUCCGCCCCCUCCGCCCCCACCACCGCCCCCCCCCAGCGGGAGCCCCUCGGUGAUGGGGGGGGUCAGCCCCGGGCGGGGGGCGCUACUGGAUCAGAUCCGGCAGGGGGUGACGCUGAACAAGGGACCCUCACCCCCCCCCACAGACGAAGGAGCCGACGGCGACGAGGACGACGAGGACGAAUGGGAUGAAUGA
Coturnix japonica (Japanese quail) is the source of this 1149-nucleotide messenger RNA. NCBI's taxonomy places the organism in Eukaryota, Metazoa, Chordata, Aves, Galliformes, Phasianidae. The record is from RefSeq and is a predicted model, not a curated record.